Messenger RNA from Cetraspora pellucida, 510 nucleotides. Lineage: Eukaryota; Fungi; Glomeromycota; Glomeromycetes; Diversisporales; Gigasporaceae. The record is from the annotation of a GenBank genome assembly.
AUGGAAUCUGCAAUUAAUAUUGCACAAGAACAGGGUGGUAAAUGUCUUUCUACAGAAUAUAAAAAUUCAAACACACCAAUGCUUUGGCAUUGCAUCAAAGGACAUAAAUGUAAAGGCAGUGUAUGUCUUUCUACUGAAUAUAAAAAUCUUAAUGUUUUAAUGCAAUGGAAAUAUGAUAAAGAUCAUAAAUGGUUUGCAAGUUUUAAUGAUAUAAAGCAUGCCAGAUCAUGGUGUCUAUAUUGCUUAAACAAACACGAAAAUCUAUGCUGUGACAUUAUAACAAAUAUUCUUGGCCCACUCUCUGGUAUUUACCGACCAGAUUUCUUGAAAACACUGGAAUAUCCUCAAGGAUUAGAGCUUGAUAUUUACUAUCCACAACAUAGGUUAGCUAUAGAGGUACAAGAUAUACAACACAGGCAAUAUAGAAAAUGCUUCUACAAAAAUAAGAAAGACUUUGAGAAACAAUUGAUCCAUGAUCAACUUAAGAAAGAACUUUGUAAAGAAAAUUAG